Molecule: messenger RNA, 1512 nt
Organism: Spodoptera frugiperda (fall armyworm)
Lineage: Eukaryota; Metazoa; Arthropoda; Insecta; Lepidoptera; Noctuidae
Gene: CatD
Product: lysosomal aspartic protease
Exons: 8
Coding region: 206-1360 (384 amino acids)
Biological process (GO): proteolysis; cell death
Cellular component (GO): lysosome
Molecular function (GO): aspartic-type endopeptidase activity
Source: RefSeq, a predicted model, not a curated record
CAUUUCGCGUCAAAUGUGAAAUGAGUCAAAUCAUUUGUGUCGGUACUGUCGAUCUGAUUGCGCCGGCAAAAUAAAAUAAUCUAAUUAUAAUUUGAUUGCGAACGAAUAGAAUUACGAACGCAGUUAUCAUUUUGUUGUAGCCAUUGUUUUCUCCGUUAUCGGAGAAAUUUCCUCAUACUGAGUCGUGCGUGACUUGCAAGAAAAAAUGGGGAAAUUACUCUUGCUAUUCCUCGCGCUAGCUGCCACUUCUGUGUGCGGCUUUCUCAGAGUACCACUGUACCGCAUGAAAACUGUUCGCAAGCAUUUCCAAGAGGUGGGGACUGACCUGCAAGUGCUGAGGAUCAAGUAUGCUGUCUCUGGACCAGCUCCAGAACCCCUGUCAAACUACUUAGAUGCACAAUACUACGGGCCGAUCUCCAUCGGGUCUCCGCCGCAGACCUUCAAGGUAGUGUUCGACACCGGCUCCUCCAACCUGUGGGUACCGUCCAAGAAGUGCCACUUUACCAACAUCGCCUGCCUGCUGCACAACAAGUACGACAGCAGCAAGUCGAGCUCGUACCGCGCCAACGGCACGGAGUUCGCCAUCCACUACGGGUCCGGCAGCCUGUCCGGGUUCCUGUCGCGCGAUGACGUCACGGUGGGCGGCAUCACGGUGCGCGGCCAGACCUUCGCCGAGGCCAUGUCGGAGCCCGGCCUCGCCUUCGUGGCCGCCAAGUUCGACGGCAUCCUCGGCAUGGCCUUCAGCAGCAUCUCAGUGGACGGCGUGACCCCUGUGUUUGACAACAUGGUGGCGCAGGGGCUGGUGAAGCCAGUGUUCUCAUUCUACCUCAACCGGGACCCGAGCGCGGCGCAGGGCGGCGAGAUCAUCCUGGGUGGCUCCGACCCGGCGCACUACUCCGGCAACUUUACGUACGUGCCCGUCAACCGCGCCGCCUACUGGCAGUUCCACAUGGACGCCGUGCUGGUCAACGGGAAGGCUUUCUGCGCAAAUGGCUGCGAGGCCAUCGCCGACACGGGCACGUCCCUGAUCGCGGGCCCCAGCGAGGAGGUGGAGGCGCUGAACAAGGCGCUGGGCGCGACGCCGAUGGCGUUCGGCCAGUACGCCGUGGACUGCUCGCUCAUCGACAAGCUGCCGCCCGUCUCCUUCACCGUGGCCGGCACUCGCUUCACGCUCGAGGGGGUCGACUAUGUGCUGCGCGUGACUCAGUUCGGUAAGACGGUGUGCCUGUCCGGGUUCAUGGGCCUGGACAUCCCGCCGCCCAACGGCCCGCUGUGGAUCCUGGGCGACGUGUUCAUCGGCAAGUACUACACGGAGUUCGACGUGGCAGGCAAACGCAUCGGGUUCGCGCCCGCCGUCUGACUACACGGACAGUCUCCUGUACCGUAGCGCGCUGUCCGCUAGUAGUCUGCAAUGUUGUGUCGCUAGCGCUAGGACGUAGUGUCAACAAUAAACAAGCCAAUGAUGCCUUUUAUGUUUGUAUUUUAGAAAUAAAACAUCGUGUUAAAAUGUAA